Messenger RNA from Phoenix dactylifera (date palm), 598 nucleotides. The record is from RefSeq and is a predicted model, not a curated record. NCBI's taxonomy places the organism in Eukaryota, Viridiplantae, Streptophyta, Magnoliopsida, Arecales, Arecaceae.
AGAAUGCUAUAAAAACCCUACCUUUCUACAUAAUUGACGGCACUUCCGUUCCUCGCGUGCGAUCUGAGAGCUAGCGGCGCGGGAGAGAUGGGCCAUUCUAAUGUCUGGAAUUCCCAUCCCAAGAACUAUGGUCCUGGAUCUCGGGCUUGCCGAGUUUGUGGGAACCCUCAUGGACUGAUCCGAAAAUAUGGAUUGAUGUGCUGCAGGCAGUGCUUCCGCAGCAAUGCCAAAGAUAUUGGCUUUAUCAAGUAUCGCUAAAGAUGUUAUAUCCCCACGGGGACUGGACUUAUGAAGCUGCCUCGUUUCUGAAGAAAGUCUUUUUUGCUAUAAUGUAUCAAUGUGAUAUGCUUCAUCUGUUCACCUGGUAAACUUCAUGGUUUAGCAAAUUAGGUAGUGAACUGAGUUUUGAAAGAUUGGUGAUUGGUCUUAUUCUCAAUUUGCUUUUUUAUGUGGUCCUUUCUUUAAAUUACUGUAAUAAUUGUGCACAUUAUAUAUGCUAAAAUCAAACACCUCAGUCACUUUAGAUAGCCUUUUAGUAACCAUGGAAAGGACUGGUUUCUAAGUGGCAUGGAUAUGAAUGAUGGUAGUGAUAGAUUAA